AUGCCUUUCUGGAUCGGUGCGCCGGAGCAUAUAACCGCGGUGCAGCUACGAACGCGACACAAUCGCACGCUGGCCGUCGCAGCCACACCGCAACUGUUCAAAAUGCGAGCCUUACUAGCGACGUUGGUCGUCCUAGCGGUCUUCACGACUGCAACAGAAGCGGACAGCAAAGCGCGCAUAGUAUGCUACUUCAGUAACUGGGCGGUGUAUAGGCCAGGUGUAGGACGUUAUGGUAUAGAAGACGUUCCCGUCGAUCUUUGCACACAUCUCAUCUACUCUUUCAUUGGAGUCACGGAGAAGAGCAAUGAAGUCCUCAUUAUUGAUCCGGAGUUGGACGUUGAGAAGAAUGGAUUCAGCAACUUUACAUCUCUCCGCAAGUCUCACCCUGAUGUCAAGUUCAUGGUAGCAGUAGGAGGCUGGGCAGAAGGUGGCUCAAAGUACUCUCAUAUGGUUGCUCAGAAACAGUCGCGGUUGACUUUCGUCAGGAGUAUUGUUGACUUCAUGAAGAAAUAUGACUUCGAUGGUUUGGACCUUGACUGGGAGUACCCUGGAGCUGCUGACCGUGGUGGGUCCUUCUCCGACAAGGAUAGGUUCCUCUUCCUUGUGCAAGAACUCAAGAGGGCCUUCAUCAGGGUCGGUAAAGGCUGGGAACUGACUGCUGCUGUUCCUCUCGCUAACUUUAGAUUGAUGGAGGGAUACCAUGUACCUGAUCUUUGCCAGGAACUUGAUGCAAUUCAUGUGAUGUCUUAUGAUUUGCGUGGCAAUUGGGCUGGUUUUGCCGAUGUGCACUCACCGCUAUAUAAGCGUCCCCAUGACCAGUGGGCCUAUGAAAAACUUAAUGUGAAUGAUGGUCUUGCUCUUUGGGAAGAAAAGGGAUGUCCUUCGAACAAGCUGGUUGUCGGUAUUCCCUUCUACGGUCGUUCGUUCACUUUAUCAGCUGGCAAUAAUAACUAUGGACUUGGAACUUUCAUUAAUAAGGAGGCUGGCGGUGGCGAUCCCGCACCUUACACAAAUGCCACCGGAUUUUGGGCUUACUAUGAGAUCUGUACUGAGGUAGAUAAAAAGGAUUCUAAUUGGACCAAGAAGUGGGAUGAACACGGUAAAUGCCCCUAUGCUUAUAAGGGUACCCAAUGGGUUGGUUACGAAGAUCCCCAAAGCGUGGAAAUUAAGAUGAAUUGGAUCAAAGAGAAAGGCUACCUCGGCGCUAUGACUUGGGCUAUCGACAUGGAUGAUUUUAGAGGUCUAUGUGGCGAGGAAAAUCCAUUAAUCAAGUUGUUGCAUAAGCAUAUGAGCACGUAUGAUGUUCCUCCUCCAAGAUCUGGAAUUAGUACUCCUACGCCUGAAUGGGCGCGCCCGCCGUCGACGCCAUCUGACCCGGCCGAGGGUGACCCGAUCCCGACAACUACUACCAUGAAACCGCCCACUACUGUGAAGACUACCACGACGAGUAAAGCUCCGCAAGUUCAUCCUGUGGAUGAUAACGAGAAUGAUAUUGAUACUAGACCUCAACCUCCCAAGGAACCCGAACCCGUUGAGGUUCCAGCCGAAGUUCCUGAACAUCCAAUUGACAACGAAAUCGAUAAUCCUGACAUUUGCAACUCCGAGGAGGACUAUGUGCCUGACAGGAAAAACUGCGAUAAGUAUUGGAGAUGUGUCAACGGAGAAGGCGUACAAUUUUCCUGUCAACCAGGCACGGUUUUCAACACUAAGUUAAAUGUUUGCGAUUGGCCCGGUAACGCUGAUCGCAAUGACUGCAAGAAAUAG
Molecule: messenger RNA, 1764 nt
Organism: Arctia plantaginis
Lineage: Eukaryota; Metazoa; Arthropoda; Insecta; Lepidoptera; Erebidae
Source: the annotation of a GenBank genome assembly